Molecule: messenger RNA, 401 nt
Organism: Sitodiplosis mosellana (orange wheat blossom midge)
Lineage: Eukaryota; Metazoa; Arthropoda; Insecta; Diptera; Cecidomyiidae
Product: histone H4
Exons: 1
Coding region: 40-351 (103 amino acids)
Biological process (GO): nucleosome assembly
Cellular component (GO): nucleosome
Molecular function (GO): structural constituent of chromatin; protein heterodimerization activity; DNA binding
Source: RefSeq, a predicted model, not a curated record
CUCUCGUCGCGGAAAGAACUUUGAAAAAUCCAAAUCAAAAUGACCGGUCGUGGUAAAGGAGGAAAGGGAUUGGGAAAAGGUGGCGCCAAACGUCAUCGCAAAGUAUUGCGUGAUAACAUCCAAGGUAUCACCAAGCCAGCCAUCCGUCGUUUGGCUCGUCGAGGCGGUGUCAAGCGUAUCUCAGGCUUGAUCUACGAAGAGACUCGUGGUGUAUUGAAAGUGUUCUUGGAAAACGUCAUUCGUGAUGCCGUCACAUACACCGAACAUGCCAAGCGCAAGACAGUCACCGCCAUGGACGUCGUGUACGCUUUGAAACGCCAAGGCCGUACUUUGUACGGUUUCGGUGGUUAAACGCAUUCCCGAUCUCAACAAAAAUUACAACAAAAUCGGCUCUUUUCAGA